GAAUGGCAGUGAGGGAGUUAACUGUAGCAGUUUGCUUCCCUGAAAGAAAAAACUCCCAUAACAGGGCUCUGCUCUCCCUGGCCUCUUGCCAGGAGCAAGAGUAGGGGCUGAGAACUGGAAAUUCAGCCACGCGGCCAGCUCCGCCACUGUAGCAAGCGCUUGAAAAGGCAGCAGCUUGGCAGCCGCCGUCAGCCAUCUGUCCAUAUAUCCACCCGGCUGCCUGGUUGCCCGCUGUUUUCUGUAAACCUGUCUGUCUGUCCAUCUGUAUUUCCAUCUCUGUCCAGUUGUCUAUCUGGCCGUCCUUCUCUUACUAUCCUCUCUCCAGCUGUCUGUCAAUCUAUUUGUCCGUCUAUUUGCCCAUCUAUCCAAACAUCUGUGAGUCCCUCUGUGAAUCAUCUUGUCCAUUCAUCCACACGUUGUGUGUGCAUCUGUCUGUCCACUGGCCUGUCUGCCUACUUGCCUCCCUGCUGCCCCGGGCUGCAGAGCCAUGGCACAGAGCCGCGGGGCCACAGUCAGCGUGCUGCUCCUGGGGCUGGGUUUGGCCCUGGCCAUCAUCGUGCCAGCUGUGGUCCUCUCUCGAUACCAUGCCCCCUGCGGCCCCCGGGCCUUUGCCCAUGCUGCGGUUGCGGCUGACUCCAAGGUCUGCUCGGACAUUGGACGAGCCAUCCUGCAGCAGCAGGGCUCUCCCAUAGAUGCCGCCAUUGCAGCUCUGGUCUGCACCAACGUCGUCAACCCCCAGAGCAUGGGCCUGGGCGGAGGGGUCGUCUUCACCAUCUACAAUGCGACCACAGGGAAGGUGGAAGUCAUCAAUGCCAGAGAGACGGUGCCCACCAGACCUGUCCAAGGGCUGCUGAAUCAGUGUGAAAGGGCCCGGCCGCUGCUCACAGGGGCCCAGUGGAUAGGGGUGCCUGGGGAGCUCCGUGGCUACGCUGAGGCCCACCACCGCCACGGCCGCCUGCCCUGGGCACAGCUGUUCCAGCCCACCAUCAAGCUGCUCAAAGGGGACUACCGCAUACCCUUUGUCCUCAGUCAGUUCCUAAAUAGCAGCUUCCUGAGGCCUCUCUUGCAUGCAUCCUCCCUGAGGCAGCUCUUUUUCAAUGGGACAGAACCCUUGAGGCACCAGGACCCAUUUUCCUGGCCUGCAUUGGCCACCACCCUGGAGACUGUGGCCACGGAAGGUGCAGAGGCCUUCUAUACAGGGACGCUGGGCCAGACACUGCUGGAGGACAUCGCCAAGGAAGGCAGCCAGCUGACUCUGCAGGACCUGGCAUCAUUCCAGCCAGAGGUGGUAGACGCUCUGGCGAUGCCCUUGGGAGACUACACCCUGUACUCGCCACCGCCACCUGCAGGGGGCGCAAUUCUCAGCUUCAUCCUCAAUGUGCUUAAAGGGUUCAACUUCUCUGCGGAGUCGGUGGUCAAGACUGAGGAGAGGGUGAACUUGUACCAUCACUUUGUGGAAACGCUCAAGUUUGCCAGAGGGCUAGGUUGGCGGCUGUGGGACCCUCGAAGCCACCCAGAGGUCCAGAACACCUCCCAGGACCUGUUGGGGGAGGCUCUGGCACAGCACAUCCGCCAGCAGAUCGACGCCCGGGGUGACCACGAGCUCAGCCACUAUAGCCUGGCCGGGGGCUGGGGCCACAGGAUGGGCACGUCCCACGUGUCUGUGCUGGGGGAGGAUGGCAGCGCCGUGGCUGCCACCAGCACCAUCAAUACUCCCUUUGGAGCGAUGGUGUACUCACCACGCACGGGCAUCAUCCUCAACAACGAACUCCUAGACCUAUGCUGGAGGCGCCCACCAGGCUCCCAUGUCACCCCUCCACCAGUUCCAGGCGAGCGUCCGCCAUCAUCCAUGGUUCCUUCCAUCUUGGUCAACGCAGUCCAGGGGUCAAAGUUGGUGAUUGGCGGGGCUGGUGGAGAGCUCAUCAUCUCUGCUGUGGCCCAUGCCAUCAUGAACAAGCUGUGGCUUGGCUUUGACUUGCAAGCAGCCAUUGACGCCCCCAUCUUGAAUGUGAAUGACAAGGGUCAGGUGGAGUACGAGUCCAAUUUCAAUCAGGAGGUGCAGAAGGGGCUCCAGGACCGGGGCCAGAACCAGACCAGGAGGCUCUUUUUCUCGAACGUGGUCCAGGCUGUGUCCCAGGACGGUGCCUGUGUGUAUGCUGCAGCGGAUCCAAGGAAGGGUGGGGAGGCCUCAGGCUACUGAAGCCCCUGCUCCCAAGAGCUGGGAUCCGGCCCAACAUCAGUGUGUGGCCCAGUCAGGCUGUGGCUGUG
Molecule: messenger RNA, 2268 nt
Organism: Rhinolophus ferrumequinum (greater horseshoe bat)
Lineage: Eukaryota; Metazoa; Chordata; Mammalia; Chiroptera; Rhinolophidae
Gene: GGT5
Product: gamma-glutamyltransferase 5
Exons: 12
Coding region: 488-2200 (570 amino acids)
Biological process (GO): glutathione catabolic process
Molecular function (GO): glutathione gamma-glutamate hydrolase
Source: RefSeq, a predicted model, not a curated record